This is a messenger RNA of Rotaria socialis, 621 nucleotides long. The record is from the annotation of a GenBank genome assembly. NCBI's taxonomy places the organism in Eukaryota, Metazoa, Rotifera, Eurotatoria, Philodinida, Philodinidae.
AUGCAUAUUAAUUCAAAUACUAUCUUAUUCGGUCGAACGAUUCUUCUUGUUCCCUACGGGAAGCAUCAUGUAAAAAAAUAUCAUACAUGGAUGGAAAAUGAAGAAACAAGAGAACUUACUGCUUCAUUACCUUUAACUAUUGAUGAAGAAUACGAAAUGCAACAGACAUGGCUAAACGAUAAAGAUAAAUGUACAUUUAUUGUUUUAUCAAAAGAAAUAUUUGAUCAAACGCAUGACGAAAUAGAAUCAAUGAUUGGUGAUGUGAAUUUAUUUUUAAAUGAUCUUGAUGAUAUUCAUUGUGGUGAAAUUGAAAUCAUGAUUCCUCAAGCUACAGAACGACAUAAAGGUUAUGGAAUAGAAACAUUCUAUACAUUUAUUCGUUAUGCAAUUGAAACACUGAAUAUAACUCGAUUUGUAGUUAAAAUUGGUCUACAAAAUUUACCAAGUAUUAAUUUAUUUACAAAAAAAUUACAAUUUCUAGAGAUUGAAAAAUCAGAAGUAUUCCAAGAAACUACAAUGGAACGUCGUGUGGAUAAUGAUUUCAUCGAAUUUCUACAUAGUAAAACACCUAAUUAUGAAAUUGAUUCGUAUGAGAACUUAAUUAUCAAUAAAACAAUCUGA